ACGAACAGAUAGAGGGAUGAGUGAAUGAAUGAAUGAACGGACCCCUAUCCGGGCUUCUUUCAGAGUACCGGACCGGUCAGAAGACGCAAACAACGUUUUGGACAUCACUCCUCGCUGCUCCGACCCAGUAGAUCUCAGCAGAGUCCAGUGAAGGCCAGGCUGCAUCAGCAGAAAUGGCUCCAGCAGCCAUGUCUGUACCUCCAUCCUCUUUCACCUCCCUGCUCUCCUUCCUCUUCUCCUUCUUCCUCCUCCUGUCAUGUCCUGCAUCAGCGCACGCAGAUUCAUCUGAGAACAACUGCUCAGCUAGUGGAGACCCCUGUCAGGAAGGAGUGGUACUGCCCGUGUGGAACCCUCAGAACCCGUCUGUGGGGGACAAAGUGGCACGAGCCAUUGUUUACUUCGUAGCUCUCAUCUAUAUGUUCCUGGGUAUGAGCAUUAUAGCUGACCGAUUCAUGUCUUCUAUAGAGGUCAUCACCUCCCAGGAGAAGGAAAUCACUAUAAAGAGGCCAAAUGGUGAGACCACCACGGCCACAGUCAGGAUCUGGAACGAGACUGUUUCUAAUCUCACUCUAAUGGCCUUGGGUUCUAGUGCCCCCGAGAUACUGCUGUCUGUUAUUGAAGUGUGUGGUCACGGUUUCGAGGCUGGCUCCCUGGGUCCCAGCACCAUCGUGGGCAGUGCUGCUUUCAACAUGUUCAUCAUCAUCGCCCUGUGUGUGUAUGUUGUUCCUGACGGAGAGACGCGCAAAAUCAAACACCUUCGGGUGUUCUUCGUCACAGCAGCCUGGAGUAUCUUCGCCUACAUCUGGCUCUACCUGAUUCUGAGUGUGUUUUCCCCUGGAGAGGUGGAGGUAUGGGAGGCAGUGCUGACCUUCCUCUUCUUCCCCCUCUGCGUGGUCCAGGCCUGGGUGGCUGACCGCCGACUCCUCUUCUACAAGUACGUCCGUAAGCGUUACCGUGCUGACAAGCACCGCGGCAUCAUCAUUGAGACCGAGGGAGGAGCGGACGGAGGGAUAGGAGGUAUGGACGGAGGAGGAGGAGGAGCACUGGGUCCGGGGGGGUUCACCAAGAUGGACAUGCUGGAGCUGGACGGACAGAUGGCGUUGAACUGUCACAGCGGGAUAGACGGAGGGAUGAUGGAGGAGGGAGGAGCGAAGGACGAGGAGGACGAGGCCAGAAGGGACAUGGCGAGGACGCUGAAGGAGCUGAAGCAGAGGCAUCCGGAUAAAGACAUGGAGCAGCUAAUUGAGAUGGCUAACUAUCAGGUGCUGAUGCAGCAGCAGAAGAGCAGAGCUUUCUACCGUAUCCAGGCAACCAGGAUGAUGAUCGGAGCUGGCAAUAUCCUCAAGAAGCACGCUGCCGACCAAGCUCGCAAGGUGGUGAGCAGCCACGAGACCCAAGCCCAGGAGGACGACCCUCACACCAUCAGGAUGGAGUUCGAGCCUUCGUUGUAUCAGUGCUUUGAAAACUGUGGCUCCUUGAAACUGACUGUUGCCAGACACGGAGGAGACUCUGGAGUUACUGUCAAGGUGGAUUAUCGCACAGAGGACGGUACAGCGAAUGCAGGUUCCGAUUAUGAGUUUGCAGAGGGAACGCUGCUGUUUAAGCCAGGAGAGACACUCAAAGAGAUCACAGUCGGAGUGAUUGAUGACGACAUCUUCGAGGAGGAUGAGUAUUUCUAUGUCCACCUCAGUAACCCCCGAGUGGUUGGUUAUCCUGAGAUCGGCAGCGCCCCACUGGAUGCAAGUGCCACCCCCAAAGCCGUGCUGGGCGACAACCACACAGCCACAGUGACCAUCUACGAUGACGACCACGCAGGUAUUUUUACCUUUGAGAGUGCCAGUCAGAAAGUGAGUGAGAGCGUAGGUGUGAUGGAGGUGAAGGUGCUCAGGACUUCUGGGGCCAGAGGCCUGGUAGCUGUUCCCUACCGAACCGUGGAUGGCACCGCUAGGGGAGGUGACGACUACGAACCUGUCGCUGGCAAACUGGAGUUUCAAAAUGACGAGACCAUGAAGAUCAUCGAGGUAAAGAUUAUCGAUGAUGAAGAGUAUGAGAAGAACAAGGCCUUCGUCAUUGAGCUGGGGGAGCCCGUUCUGUUGGAGAUAGGGCAGAAACACGGGGACUCCAAUGAGAACAAGCCGUUGGUGGGAGCAGAGGAGGAAGAGGUGGCCAAGAUGGGCUGUCCCAGUCUGGGCGAACACACACAAGUAGAGGUGGUCAUAGAAGAGUCCUACGAGUUCAAGAGAGCAGUAAAUGAGCUUAUUUGGUGUUCUGACAAGAGUACUGUAGAUAAGUUGAUCAAGAAGACAAACCUGGCCUUGGUGGUGGGAAGCAGCAGCUGGAGGGAGCAGUUUGUCAGUGCUGUUACCGUGAGCGCAGGAGACGACGACGAGGAGGAGAGCGGCGAGGAGCGGCUGCCGUCCUGCUUCGACUACAUCAUGCACUUCCUCACCGUCUUCUGGAAGGUUCUGUUCGCUUUCGUCCCGCCCACAGAGUACUGGAAUGGCUGGGCCUGCUUCAUUGUCUCCAUAUCGCUUAUCGGUGUCCUGACGGCAGUCACCGGCGAUCUGGCGUCACACUUCGGCUGCACUAUAGGACUGAAGGACUCGGUAACAGCUGUGGUGUUUGUGGCGCUGGGAACAUCUGUGCCUGACACAUUCGCCAGCAAGGUCGCCGCCAUCCAGGACCAGUACGCUGAUGCCUCCAUAGGGAACGUCACCGGCUCCAAUGCUGUCAACGUCUUCCUUGGCAUCGGCGUGGCGUGGACCAUCGCUGCAGUCGUCUGGCGCUCCAAGGGCAAAGCGUUCAAGGUGGACCCAGGAAACCUGGCCUUCUCCGUCACCCUCUUCACCAUCCUGGCCAUGGUGUGUGUGAUGACACUGCUGUACCGGCGGCGGGCAACGGUGGCUGGCGGAGAGCUGGGUGGGCCGCGGACUUGUAAGCUGCUAACGUCGCUGAUGUUCAUCUCGCUGUGGCUGCUUUACAUCCUGCUGGCUUCACUGGAGGCCUACUGCCAUUUACCAGCGUUUUAAAUGGAGAGCAGAGGGGAGGGAGAGAGACCCACUGCCAAUAUGUAGAGAGAGAGAGAGAGAAAGAGAGGGACGGGACAAGGAGAAUGGGCCGAUUCUGAUACUUUUUAUGGGCUGCAGAUGAUUAAAUUCCGUAAAGUCCAAAACAGUUUUCAGUCUUUCAAACUGAUUUUUUUCCCCUUUGUCCUGAAAAACAGUGUGUAUUAUUAUGAAACACUAAAACUCUCCAAUUAUAUCCAAACAUUUUACUUUUAGCAUUUGCACCUCUUUAAAGAAAGGAGACCCACCAUUGAUCCAAUGCUGAAGAAACUUCUGGGAUACAUACAGGCUCUGAAUUUAUAAUUAAUGAACUUUAAGCAGUAAUGAAAAUUUGCAAUGCAGGUUUUAAAGAGCUAUUUUAUGUAGUUGCCUCAAUCAUCCAUCAUCACCAGUGGACAACACUGUUUAAUAGUUAAUAAAAGGCUGAUAAUGUUCAAGUAUACUGCCAAGGUAGAGGAGAAGAGCAGAAGUGAGAGCUGCCAAUCAGCUGGGCUCAGAAGGUGAAACAAAAGGUGAAGAGGAAGGAUAAGGGUGAAUGACUGCGUUUACAUGCAGCCAAUAACCCAUUUAAAACCGGGAUAUUAGCAAUAACCCGGUCGCGAACGGCCAUGUAAACACCGGCAAAAACCCGAAUAUGCUCAUAUCCCGGAUUUUAAAAACCGGGAUAUUAUAGCUGGGGUACCCCUUUUUUAACCCAAAUUUUUGGUCAUGUAAACGCGUAUCGGCAUAUCCCCAUAGUGAUUUGCGUUCUGCGCAUUCGCAAGGAAUCUUGGUCUUUUGAGUAGAGGAACUUCUUGUAUGCGCCAAACCCGCGUGCAGUAUACGGAAGUAAACGAGGUAAACAUGGCAAGACGCAGCACAGCACCGUACUUCUGGAGCGAGGAGGAAACCAAUUUUUUAAUUCAUGUUGUCAAAAACAUGAAUAUAAUGUCUUUUGUUGACGGUAGAAAGUACAGAGACACUGACAUUUAUAAGAAGGUGACCGAAAAAAUCGGAAAUGACGCAUAUUGCGUCUUAAGGUUGUCCGUACGUCCAGACGUUAACCGUGCGUCGCCGUUUACAUCGGGGUAGUGCCAAUUGAUUACAAAUUCCAUGUAUACAGGAGUAACUCUCUCUGCUUACGCAUGUAAACGGGUUAUCCCGAAUGUUUCACAAACCCGAAUAGUGACCUUAACCCGAACAUAACCCGAAUAUUGACAGCAUGUAAACGUAGUCAGUGAUAGAUGUGGAAAACAAAACUAGAGAAACGUCUAUGAAGGGACCAUUGAAAAGACAACACUGAAUAAAGUAAAAGAAGUAGAGUAGAUGGGGAAAAAAUAUUCGACAACUCCUCCUCACGCUCUCUCUCUCUCUCCCCCUCCAUCUUUACUGUAUCUCGUGGUCGCGGGAACGGUGGAUCCUCCCAUUAUACCCACUGAACUCAAUCUAAUACUAACAGUGAUUUAUUACUUUAAACUCUUCUUCCCCCAACUGUACACAAACAAACAUACACACACACUUUGGGGCCCUCAGGUGAAUCUGCAGUGGAGGACCACUCACUAUCUUGCGGGCGAACAGGCAAUACGAAAACAGAACAAGCUUCUUUUUUUUCUGUCGUGGUCUUUUUUCCUUCUCGUCUUGAAUACAGUGUGCGAAACAGUCCUUCCAUGGUACAACACACACACACACACACACACACACAGAUACUGUACCCUUCCUUUCCUACAAAUACUCUGCAGACUGAACACACUCCUCUGUCCCUCUCUCUUGCCUUACACUUAUCUCCCCUGUAGGAAUUGUCUCAAAGUUGUGAUAAUGAAACGCUGUAGUCACCACCAACUACCCUUCUUUUUAAGUGAGCCAAUGCCAAGUCUCUCUCCUUUUACGCCACUUAAUAGCCUCGUUUAUCCCAUGAAGGAAACGUACCCUGACCUUUUUUUUCUAAACUCUUCAAUGGCGUCAUGUGUUGAUGUUGUUACCGUGCAAUUGUAACAAAAAAAUAGACAUCAAAAUAUAUUAUGAAGAGAUAGAGAUAAAGAAAGUUAAAGCAGGUUGUUUGGAAGAUGGGAUGUUACAUGGAAGAUCAAGAUGUUGGAUCAGCACCUGGAAGAUAUUUCAAAAGUGGGAUGGAGACACAAAGGAAAUGUUUGAUAAGCAGAGGGAAGAUUAUAAAUGUCUAGUGUCUGGAGAAUCAGGCACAGAACAAGCAAGCAGUCCACCUAGUAAAACUUGUCUUUCUUGCAAUGAAGAAACAUUGUGCACUACACAUCGCGAGGUACAUUGUUUACACUCUCAAGUUGCAUUAAAUGGCUGGGAAACAAACAUGUGAACAAGCAGAGCCAGAGUCCAGCAUGAAAGGAUGUCACGCCAAGAGACAUCAAUGAACAAGACAAAGGUAGGACCAAUCAAAAGGCUGGCUGUGACCUCGACAACAGCUAAGAAGAUGAUAGCAAUGACAGUGUUGUUGACGACAAAUCAAAACUGUGACCAUACCCAGUGUUUCUAAUUGUACAUGAUAAUAUAAGAAACUUUUCUUGAUGUGUGUGAGAAAACACUGAUAUUUAAUGUAUGUGAAGUCACCCUCUUUGUAAGGGAAACCCUGGUGGAGGAAAGGAAAGAUCCAUCCUUUUUCCCUCUGAAACGCAGUUCAAGGACACAUUUUAAGUCGGUCCAUCACAUGGGGGGGGGGGGGGGAAUACAAAACCAGAGAUGACUCACAGACAGAGAGAGGAAACAAAUGCUCUGAGGGAAAUGUACGGCAGCUCUGAAAUAUCACGUGUCUGUUCUGCAGCAGAUGUAAUGUUGGGAAAUUUCUUUGUACACAAAUCACAAGUCUCUGUUAUCCAAAGAUUUAAUAGAAGAACAGUCGCAGAUCACCAUUCAUUUUCAAGCCUUGCAGCCAUUGUAGUCCCACAAGCUGCCAGGUCUAGUUAACAAGACUGGUAAAAAUUUAAUCACUACAGAUAAAUGUGCAUAACCAUUGGUAUUAUUUAUGGGUAUGAGCCUGUAUCGAAAGCUGUGCUAUUUACUUUGUUUUUGUGAAACGUUUGUUGAUUUAGGCAUGGUGUGUUUGAAAGUACGAUAUCGGAAUAGCUUAAAAUGCCACAUAUUCUAUGAAAUCAACCAUUUUGUUGUUGUUUAUCUGUAUGAGAAAGUGUCAAAUCCAGAUUUAUAUUAUGUCUGUGUUAAUACCCCUGCCCUGCCCAGGGGCUGGACAGAAGGGAUGGCAUAUGGCUUGUCAGUGCAAGUGAUUGUUAAAUGCAAUCCGCUUGUUAAAAACAGCAUAGAAGGAAAACCUCUGCAACCAUUUCCCCCUCAACUGCCCAUAAUCCUGUUUGUAAGCUAAAAAUCCUGAGAGGAAACAAUAAUUUGGCUUUUUGUCAUACCCCUUGUUCACUAAGAGAAAAAUGGGACUGAAAACAACAACUUACUUGCCCACCAUCCGCCUUAUUAAAUACGGUCAAAUUAUCCGCUGCCUCCAGGCCAAUGUAAAUGCAGGCCACACACAGCCAGCUCAGUCAUGCAGGCUGAACAGACACGAGCUUGUCCGAGGCAGCCUUUGCUAAGGUCAGUGCUUGUACAAAUGGAAGAUAAGUGGUGAUUUGGAGCAGAGUGGCAUUGAUUUGCUUGGGUGAAAAUGCCUGUAUGUGUUCCCCCUUCCCUCAAAUGUGACAUUUUAAAUGCCACACCAGUUCCCUGCACUUUCUGACAGCUGUAAAGGAAAAGAGAAGGUGAAAUAUUUCAAACUUUCAUUGUAGAAAAGCAGUGAAAGCAGAGGUGAAAGCUUCUCUGAUUCCUUAAACUCCUUUAGAGUUACUCUUAUCAGCUGAUUUCAGACAAGCUCAGCUGAGAUUCAUUGAUAGAGUUUGGCCACCUACCAUGAUGCUCUUGCUCUAUUUAAAAAGGGAUAUUUCUUGGCUGAAAAUAUUUAAUUUUGCUGUCUAGAAAUUAGACACAAUGGCAUGCCCAGAGCAUGCCCAGCAUGUUAGGUGCUUGCUGGGCUGUAGUCAAGAUUUUAGAGGCACUAAGGUCAUGAGUCCCUCCAAACGCAAGCCUCCUCCACAGAAAAGUUUGUCAAACCCCAAAAGAAAGGUUUGGACAGAUAACUGAAUAAAUAGAGAAAUGAGAAGAGACUUCACUUAGGCAUAGCGGCUAAUGCUAAUAUGCUAACAAUACUAUAAUGCUAACAUGCUGAGGUUUAGCAGGUAAAAUAUUUAGUACUAUUUACACCUGAGGCUCACGAGAAUGUCAUUUGUUUUGAAGUCAUUUUGUCAUAAACCAAAGUACUGAACUCAUUGAAAUGUUUACCUGAAAGUGAUUACAAGUCAGCAUGAAUGCCUGUACUAAAUUUCAAGGCAGUUCAUCCAAUAUUUGUCUAGACAGUUCACUCCAGAUCAAAAAUUUCAAACUCAUGGCGGCACUAGAUGGAAAAGAUAGACGAUCACCAAAGUCAAAAGGAUUCAUCUUCUUGGUAACGUGAAUGUUUGUACAAAAUGUCGUGACAGUCUGUCCAAUAGCUGUGGAGAUACAGUAUGUCGGUCUUGAAAGGGGUGGACCGAACAGCCAACAUUGUCAUCGUUAGAGCCACAACACUAAUAUAGCUAAAAACACUGGAAUCAGACCGCAGAGUACCCACCAUGAAUGCUUUUCUAUUCUAGGUUGUGUAUUAAAAUCUCUAAAAUUCCCUGAAAAAAUACAAAGGAUAUGACCUCAGUGUCCUCGGUCGUAGCUAAAGCCCCGGAUGCUCGUUGACAUGGUGUUUUAAUCUGUAUCAUCCACCCAAAACUGUCUGACUUACCAUCCAGAUCAUUUCAUUGUCUCCAUUUCCUUAGUCAUUUCUGUAGUGCGCACUGUAUCUUACAAUGUAGGAGUGAACCCACCGUGACGGAGGUCAUCAGCCAGUUGCCAGUUUGGGCAUGACUGGCACGUCGGCAUGGCUCCUGGCGACGCUGAUGUCUGUUUCUCAAUGACUUAAGCUUCUGUAACAGUUGCCAGUUUAAGAAUGAGUGGGCAGGAUAAUAGUGCUGCUGACGCCACAGGAACACAAGAAUACUGGUACCGAUUUAGAAAUGUAGGCUUUUUAAAGGUUUAUAAUCCUUGCUGGAGGAUGGCUGAGAGUGUGUGUGUGUGUGUGUGUGUGCUUUCUAAGUGAGUGAAAAAAUGCAACCAUAUUUUUAGUCUCUUGCCUGUUGCUUAGCGACCAUCUAUCUGCAAGCUGUUGUCUUCUUGACUGUUGCUGAUGUGUGUGAGACGUUGUGUUUGUGAGAUUUGUGAGUGUGAGACGUGUGCAUGUGUGUAUGAGAUGUUAUGUGUGUGUGUGACAUUCUCUGAUGUUUCUCACGUUGUCUGCUUGCCCUUCUUCUAGUGAAUGUGAUAAUAUAGUUUCUCAUUCACAAUUUUUUUUCUCUGCGAGUGGAUUUUAACUCAUUUUAUUCAGAUGGUUUUUUUUAAACAAAUGUGUUUAUUUUACAUUAUGUUCCUUGUGCCUCCUACUUGUUUGCAUUGUGUGUAGAUCUUUAUGCCUUUGUGUGAGCAUGUUUGUGCAUGUCGUCUGGUGUUGUAAUCUCCUUAUUAAGGGUUCGCCCUGUGUGUCCCCAGGCUGGAGCCCAUACACUAGAUUAAUAAAUUAGAAUGACAACCUGACCCACAGAAUCAAUGUCUGGAAAUUGGAAUCCCUCCAUAUUGUUGAUUGUACCUUGGACUCUCCCUCGCCAGGUGUGUGUGUGUUUGUACCUGUCAAAUAAGAUUAGAUAUAUAAUAGAUCUGGCUGUCGAUCAAGACGAGGAAAUAGAUGGUGGCACUUUGCCUGAAGAAGUGUGGUGCGUACAGUAUGUGAGUAACAGUCAUACUGUUUCUGACUUCACAUCCACAUCCUCUGAAGUGCGGACAUAAGGUGUUUUAUUUAUACGCAUGUGCUGGACAUGCAUUAACACAGAAGAUCAAUAUCAAUCCCAUACACACACACACACACACACAUACUUGGUACAGUCUAUUAACAAGAUGUGUGACAAAAACUAGACAAAUUUCCCAGUAAUGUUACAUUUUAACUUGGAAGAGUUGAAAAUGACUACAGUGGUGGCCUGAGAUGAAAACUGAAAUUUAUUUAUUUCCUCCACUUACCUCUGUAAGGUACAUGGUUGCUAGGUUUAUUGGCUGUGCAUAUUUGUGUGUGUGUGUGUGUGUGUGUGUAUACAAACAUCUCUAUCUGUAUCUGAGUUUGAAAUAUAACGAUUAUUUCUUUGUUUGUAAGUAUUUGUAUUCCGGUAAAGCUGAAGGCUCAACCAAGCCCCUCAACGUACCUUAAACCUACCAUACACCAAAACUUAUUUUUAAUUAUUCGUGUUUUUCAUGUUUAAUUUUUUUCAGUUAACUGAUUAAUCUUUUAAAGACAUCUUAUCGGUGCCAGUAUCUAGUCUCAGCUCUAGCAAUUUAAUUUAGUCAAAUAAUACCCUCUAUGUUUUUAAUUGCUGAAUGUCACUCCCCUCAAUUUGCUAAAAGCCCAAAUUUCCAGAAAAAAUGGACAUGGCUUCCAUGUCCUCAUUGUUAGCUACAGCCUGAUGACUCAUCCCCACACAGUGAUAAGGUAUUCUUCAAUGCUGUUGUAUGCUUUGAUAAAUGUAAAGAUGUAAUGUAAAGGAUUUGGUUUCUCAAUACAAAAAUAACACUGAUGAGGUUGGUAAAGAGCCAGUCUUUACAUGAAACACGUGAUUUGUACUGCGACACAUUUCAGUUUUGUAAAUCUAAACCGUGUGUGUGUGUGUGUGUGUGUGUGUGUGAGUUAAUCAACCACUAUUUAUUCAUCUGUGUUUCUUUAUUUUGUAUCUUGUUUUCUCUCUCUCUCUACUGUUAGCCACUCUAUUGCUGUCUACCUUAUAAAUAUUUAUAUAUUUUAUCACUUUAUACUCUUCAUUUUAUUAAUUCAUUUAAUUAAUGAGUUUAAUUAAUUCAUUAAUUCAUUUUAUUAUCAUGCAGCCCUAUUUAUGAGGUCACAAAGUGCUUUUGAUAUAAACAUCUGGUAUUUUGAUUUUUCCAUAAAUUUUAUUAUUUUAUUAUUAUAUUAUUGUACUUGCUACAUUUGUUUCCAUUGUUCCAUGUUGUUUCAGUGAUUUGUUUCGUAAAAAAGAGCCUCAUAAAAAAAGCAGAACAGCAAGUUAGUAUAGUAACACAUUACACUGAGUGUGCUCUUCUCCUUUUUAUUGUGUGUGUGUGUGUGUGUGUGUGUGUGCGCGUGUGUGAGUGUGUGGAUGUGUGUAUUUCUUAUUAUCAUUCCGUCCAUGAGUGCGUCAAUGCAUGAUUAAAAUCAUUCUGAAUACAGUGUUGAUGUUGGAAAUGUCGUAGUAAAGAGUAAAGUAUUUUUAAAAGCUGAAAAUGACAUGACAUGAAAAACAAUGUAGAUGUUUACAAAGACCAAACUUUUCUUUUCUCUGUCUUUUUUUUCUUCUCAAAGAUGAAAUAAAACUUGACUGGCAAAUGAA
This is a messenger RNA of Micropterus dolomieu (smallmouth bass), 10519 nucleotides long. It is a transcript of the gene slc8a4b, whose product is annotated as solute carrier family 8 member 4b. Gene Ontology annotation, cellular component: postsynapse; sarcolemma; axon. Bases 174 to 3029 code for a protein of 951 amino acids. NCBI's taxonomy places the organism in Eukaryota, Metazoa, Chordata, Actinopteri, Centrarchiformes, Centrarchidae. Gene Ontology annotation, molecular function: calcium:sodium antiporter activity. Gene Ontology annotation, biological process: sodium ion transmembrane transport; calcium ion import across plasma membrane; cell communication. The record is from RefSeq and is a predicted model, not a curated record. The transcript is spliced from 17 exons.